AUGUCUGGUCGACGCCUCCGUACUGUACGACACAGUGAUUUUCUUCGCGUAUCAUCUAUCGCAUUAUCCGUUCGCCACUGUCUUAAAAAAAUCAGGGACCUCCCUGAAGUAAAUUCGAUCUCAGGAGACGGAGCCGCCGAUUACCCGGACUGGGAAACUAUCGAGAAAAUAGAGGUGGUCUUCAUGAACUGGAUCAAAAGCUAUAGGACCAUCCCUGAAGGCGAGCCGUUUCCACCAGGACAGAUACCGCGCCGCAUCCCUAGGGCCAACUCUACCAUUUAUCGACACCCAGACCUAUUGAGACAAUCUUUUGCAGCAAGAGACCGUCCAGUAUGCUUGGAGACUGUACGUCGUACCGUCGAGGACCUCUACCAGGCGCUACUACACAAGACCGGGAAUCACUUUCAUUACUUGCACAUAGCCAUUGAAAUGAUUGAGGAGAUGGGUACUGAUUAG
Messenger RNA from Fusarium fujikuroi IMI 58289, 456 nucleotides. RefSeq lists its product as uncharacterized. The transcript is spliced from 3 exons. The record is from RefSeq and is a predicted model, not a curated record. NCBI's taxonomy places the organism in Eukaryota, Fungi, Ascomycota, Sordariomycetes, Hypocreales, Nectriaceae. Bases 1 to 456 code for a protein of 151 amino acids.